UUUCAACACUACUAUAUAACAAAUAAUUUGAGGUACCAAAAUGAGUGGUCGGUAUGAAGAGCGUGGUGAUUACGGUGGCGGCAGAUACGAACGUCGCGAUGACAGGGGUUCGUCCAGGGGUGGAUCACAGAGUGAGCACAGAGCCGGAGAUUGGGACUGCGAUGACUGCGGAUUCCACAACUAUUCCAGCAGAAGUGAGUGUUUCAAGUGCAGAGUACCCAAGAGCGGUGGAGGUGGAGGUGGAGGAGGUGGUAGAAGAUCCCACUCUAGAUCUCCUCCUCGCAGACAUGCUGGGGGCAGAUCCCCUCCUCGUAGUUAUGGUGGCGGUGGUGGCGGUGGUGGCGGCUAUGGUGGCGGCGGAUAUGGUGGCGGAUAUGGUGGACGUGGUGGUGGAGGCAACAACGAUUACGGUGACAACUGGGAUUGUCCCUCAUGUAACUUCAGCAACUUUGCUAAAAGGUACGAGUGUAUGAAGUGCAGAACCCCUAAAAGUGGAGGAUCAGGAGGGAGAUCAGGAGGUGGCUAUGACCGUCGUGGGGGUGGACCUCAACGAAGAGAAGGAGAUUGGGAUUGUGAGAAGUGUAGUUUUACUGGUAACUUUGCCAGCCGAGAUUCCUGUUACAAGUGUGAUGCUCCUAAAUAGAGUCCCUCUCCAGUUCAAGUGUUAAUGUCAGACCAUGCAUUUUAUGCCUUCUAUUUAUUAUGUUUGAAAGAUUGUUUUUAAUACAAUAAUUUUUACAAUUUUACCCAAUCGAAUUUUCUUUGUGUCUCUUUCUUCGUGCCAAGCGGGAUGCCUGUAACUAGUAUACAACACACAAAAUACAUCCUCUUUAAUAGAACUAUAUUCGCUCUAAAUGUUGUGCCCUUGAUGAGAACAAGUGGAUUAGUGGACACUUUGUUGGUUUAUCUUGGUAUUUAUGAGUUCGUUUCAACAGAAUAUGACUGGUACUGUGUUGGUAAUAUGUGUAACAAACAAUUAUUAAGGUUCAAAAUGAGUGGUCGAUAUGAAGAACGUGAUUAUGGAGACAGCAACAGGUAUGAUCGGAGAACAGACAGGUCAAUGAGGGGUGGACCUCAGCGAAGAGCUGGAGAUUGGGACUGUGAUGACUGUGGGUUCCACAACUAUUCCAGCAGAAGUGAGUGUUUCAAAUGCAAAGUCCCCAAGGGUGAUAAAGGAGGUGUAGAUAGAUCAAGAAGGUUCCACUCCAGAUCCCCACCUCGCAGAGACAGACGUGACAGAUCCCCUCCUCGGAGUUAUGGUGGACGCAGUGGUGGUGGUGGUGGUGGUUACAACAAUAAUGAUUACGGUGACAACUGGGACUGUCCCAAAUGUAAUUUCAGCAACUUCGCCAAACGGCAUGAGUGUAUGAAGUGCAGGACCUCUAAAAGUGGGGAAUCAGGAGGGAGAUCAGGAGGUGAUGACCGUCGUGGGGGUGGACCUGAACGAAGAGAAGGAGAUUGGAAUUGCAAGGAAUGUGAUUUUAGUAACUUUGCCAGCCGAGAUGCUUGUUACAAGUGUAGUGCUCCUAAAUAGAGCAGUUCUUCAAUGUUAAAAUCAGCAGUUCUCCAAUGUUAAAAUCAGACCAUGAAUUUUAUUUCCUCUAUUUAUUGUUGUUUGAUAGAUAUUUUUUAUAAUUUAAUUUUCCCCCAUUUUAA
Bolinopsis microptera is the source of this 1656-nucleotide messenger RNA. Its product is annotated as RNA-binding protein cabeza-like. The transcript is spliced from 2 exons. The coding region runs from base 41 to 643 and encodes 200 amino acids. Gene Ontology annotation, molecular function: mRNA binding. The record is from RefSeq and is a predicted model, not a curated record. Lineage: Eukaryota; Metazoa; Ctenophora; Tentaculata; Lobata; Bolinopsidae.